Capsicum annuum is the source of this 3126-nucleotide messenger RNA. RefSeq names its product putative zinc transporter At3g08650. Gene Ontology annotation, molecular function: zinc ion transmembrane transporter activity. Gene Ontology annotation, biological process: zinc ion transmembrane transport. Gene Ontology annotation, cellular component: membrane. The record is from RefSeq and is a predicted model, not a curated record. The coding region runs from base 960 to 2756 and encodes 598 amino acids. NCBI's taxonomy places the organism in Eukaryota, Viridiplantae, Streptophyta, Magnoliopsida, Solanales, Solanaceae. The transcript has 6 exons.
CUAAUGAUAGACGGACAAAAAGAGUUAGCUUCUUCUGUCCUAGCCUUGGUGGACACAGUUAGCAAAUAAUUGAUAUUUGAUACUUGUUGCUGGUGGGAGGUGGGAGGUGGCAGGUCUCCCGUGGGUUUAGUCAAGGUGCGAGAAAGCUGACCCCACACACCACUGUUAUCAAAAAAGAGAGAGUUAGCUUCUUUGGUUGGUAGUAAGAUGAGAUAUCAGAUAUGUUGCCAAGAAAGCUCAAAUUUUGUUAGCUCCAAGAGAAGGAUAAGUUUAAUCUGUUUGAUCAUAUUCAGGGUGUACUAGUGUUGUAAGCCAGUAACGGCUGUUUGGGAUAUUCAUCUAAUUGUGUUAGUCUCACUUGUACUACAACUUUUGACUACUGGGAAGGACCGUUUCUCCCACUUUAGUGUAUCUCGGGAGUUAUGAUUUCAUUUUUGAGUUGUUAGACUCUUCUUUCGUGUUACUUGUUGUCUGGCCCUUGUACCUCAUUCUCCGGCAUCUCAGGCCAUUCUCCAUUUUAAUGUUAACUGGCGAACUCUUUAAACAAGCUUAUUGUGUGUAAAUUAUUUGCUGCAUAUGUCUACGUGAUUCAAGAUGAACUAUUAGGUUGAAUAAAGACAAUGCUUGGAUUGUGGAAAGUUAGGUGCAACAAGUUGCUAUUUUGUUCUGUUUGCUUGCAGACGGACCAGAUACUCCCCUGACAACAGUAUCAGGAAUACUUUCAAAUUGAUAGGUGUUUAGUAUGCCAUUGAUUUUGAAUCCAAUUCUUUUAGAUACUUUAUAUCUAAGAAAUCUACCCAUCUAGAAAGUUGGAGAAGUUCACUACAAAGUUGUUUGUUCCAAAGGGAGUUAGUCUGGCGAAAUCUGCAGCCUCUGGGAUGAUGAAUUUCCUAUGACACUCUUGAUGAUUAUACUGGUUUUGAGGAAUUUCAGGGCUUUAACAAUUUGCUGAUCUAUUCAUGAAGAAUAUGAGGUUGAGAUUUGGGCAAGUUCUUUUGUUCUUUCUGUUUGUAUCAGCUUUGACUUUUUAUGUCAAAGCUGCAUCUGAAGAAGUGAGUGUACAAAGGGUUGUAAAUGCUCCUCUAAGGAAUGCCCGAACCAAUAUAAUUGAUGGUUCUGGUAAAGAAUUUGCUAUUGAUUCUGUCAGUAUGGAUGGAAAAGGUGAAUGGACAGGUGAUAACACCAGAGUGUCUGUUUCAACAGUUGCAUUGUUCACUUUGGCAAUGGCUGCGGCUAGUGGUUUGGGUGCAGUACCAUUUUUCUUUGUGGAGCUGGAUCCUGAAUGGUCGGGAGUAUGCAAUGGAAUGGCGGCUGGAGUGAUGUUAGCAGCGAGCUUUGACCUUAUACAGGAAGGACAGGAUCAUGGAAGUGGUGGAUGGGUUGUGUUUGGUAUUUUGGCUGGUGGAAUCUUCAUAUUGCUUUGUAAGAAGUUUCUCGAACAAUAUGGUGAAGUAAGUAUGCUGGACAUUAAGGGAGCUGAUGCAGCAAAAGUCAUCCUUGUUGUUGGAAUUAUGACACUUCACUCAUUUGGGGAGGGUGCUGGUGUUGGAGUAUCUUUUGCUGGCUCCAAAGGUCUUUCUCAGGGUAUCUUGGUAACUUUGGCUAUUGCCGUGCACAACAUACCUGAGGGUUUAGCUGUGAGCAUGGUUCUUGCAUCAAGAGGAGUUUCUCCGCAGAAGGCCAUGUUAUGGAGUAUAUUAACUUCCUUACCCCAGCCAAUUGUUGCAGUACCAUCAUUUAUCUGUGCCGAUGCAUUUCACAAAUUUCUGCCAUUUGCUACUGGCUUUGCUGCUGGGUGUAUGAUUUGGAUAGUUGUUGCUGAGGUCCUUCCGGAUGGAUUCAAGGAAGCGUCACCAUCUCAUGUUGCAUCAGCUGCUACUCUUUCAGUUGCAUUUAUGGAAGCUCUUAGUGCUGUGUUCCAGAGUUUUGGCCACAACUACAAUUCGGAGGAUGCUUCUGCCUUCCUUGUUUCGCUACUUUUCGGAUUUGGUCCACUGCUUGGCGGCAUAUCUCUUGUUGCAUUUGCUCUUGCUUUCCGUCUUCAGCAUGCUCUCCUAACCGGUGUAGCCUGCGGCACGGCCUUCGUCCUUGGUGUAUGGCGCCCAUUGCAGCUAGUCUUAUCAUCAAAGAUGGAGUUUAUCCCCCUCUUCUCUCUCCUUGCAACAGGAUUUUCACUUUCCCAAUUUUCAACAGCUAGUGUCAUUAAAAUUGGAAGUCGCAAGAGGACUUCAGCAGAUACUUUGUCUUCUGUAACAGGAUUGCCAGUGAGUGCUCUCACCCUUCAGUCAAUAUUGUGCUGUGCUGCAGUUGCCGUCCAUGCACUAUCAGAGGGGCUCGCUUUGGGUGUUGCUGCACCGAAAGCUUAUGGACUUGGUCGGCACAUGGUUCUUCCUGUCUCACUUCACGGGCUCCCACGUGGUGCUGCUGUUGCUAGCUGCAUUUAUGGAGCAACUGACAGCUGGCAUGCGUCCCUUUUAGCUGCUGCACUUAUUGGCUUCAUGGGUCCUUCAUCUGCAAUCGGAGCAAUACUUGCAGGUAUUGACUACAGUGGUUUGGACCACAUUAUGAUGUUUGCAUGUGGAGGAUUACUUCCUUGUUUCGGGAGCACUUUCAAGAGGGCAAUGAGCCUCCAAAAGCAGACGAGCAUAACAGGACUGAUAAUAGGCGUUUUGUUUGCGAGUAUUUGUCUAGCAUUUACAAAGUUGGUUUGCUUGCAUACACCUUACUGCAACUCUGCACCAGAAGCUGUUAGGUGAUGAAAGUUGAAUAAAUGAUAGUUUUUUGGAUCAAUAUCUCGUGUUAACUCAGUUCGCGCACGCCUUGUUGGCGUCAAACUUAGUGAAAACUGUUGAGCUGUGAUUUUUGCAGCAAAACAAGCAUAGGAAGCUCAGGGAAAAUAUGGAAUUGUCUAUUGUACAUUAGUUUAAGACUUUGUUUAGUUGGAAAUGAAAUGUUCAUUUCUAACCAGUACAGAUUGGUGAGCCCUUUAACAUUAAUUUUGAACAAUAUCCAGAAGUAUAGUCUCGAAGAUUGAAAGGCAUCAUCUGCAUAUUAUGUAUUAUUAUAAAAAUGUAAGUUUAUAGAAUGAUUUUUUUGCACUUUUAAACUGCAGUAUAGUUCUUUUAA